AUGCCCCUACCUUACGCCUCGUAUGGACUUCGAGCCGGAAAGCGACCUCUUAUCUCCGCAAUUACCUCUCAGCGACGCGCCUACAAUGUUGCUGUCGUCGGAGGUGGCAUCACCGGCCUGACAGCCGCGUGGAAACUUAUGCGGGACCCCAAAUGCACCGGCAUCACACUCUACGAAAAAUCACACAAAUUAGGCGGAUGGAUGGAAUCAGAAGAAAUUACUGUUGAUGACGGCAAAGUGAUAUUUGAAUAUGGCCCACGCACAUUGAGAUGGACGAAGGCAACAGGGGAGUGCAUCAUGGAAAUGGCAGACUCAAUUGGACUGGGCGAUCAAUUAAUCUUUACAUCGAAAUCAUCUUCGGCGGCAAUGAAUCGGUACAUCUACUAUCCCGAUCAUCUCGUUCGUUUGCCUGGGCCCAUCCCCGGUUUGAGCUACAUGCAGAAUUUGGCGAUGAUUUUUCGGUCAUUCAUUCAGGAGCCUUUGCUCAGACCACUUAUUCCAGCCAUUCUUUUUGAGCACAUCAAGCCUGCUCGCAUGCCCGACGAAUGGCAGAAAGAUGAAUCCGUCUCGAGUUUUAUUUCACGUCGUUUCAACCCCCAAGUUGCAGACAACCUUGUCUCCGCAAUGAUGCACGGCAUUUAUGCGGGAGAUAUUGAUAAACUGAGUGCCCAAACUCUACUAGGUCCUAUUCGCAAUCUCGAAGGCAACGGCAUUAUCUAUAGUAUGAUCAUGAAUGCAUGGAAUCGCACAAAAAGCCAGCCGAUGGAUGAUUCCUUGAUGGCUGUGGAGGGAAGAAUGAAAAAUUCAGGCAAGACGAUCGGCCAAAGGCUUCCAGGGCUCUGCGGAAUGGGUGGCUCCGCUAGUACUUUUACUUUCAAAGGUGGCAUGCAACAGUUCGUCGAUGGACUUGUUUCCGCCUUGAGCAAAUCGGACAAAGUCAAUAUCAAAACCCAGGCGGACAUUCGAACGAUCUCACAUAAGCCAGGAAAUUACAGCCCUAUGGAGGUUUCUACCCCUGAAAGCCAGGAAUCAUACGAUCAUGUCAUCGCCGCUAUCCCCGCCCCUGCGUUGACCAAAAUCCUCGCCGCACCGCCUCAAUCGACGAACCACCCUGUGGUUGCAGGGCAUUCUAGCCCAAGGCUGCCAAGUGAUACGAUCCAGAAACUCAAGUCAUUCGAUUAUGCUACCACUGUCAUGGUCGUCAAUCUUUAUUACUCCAACCCCAACCUUCUUUCCAGGAGUGGUUUUGGAUACCUCAUCCCGCGCUCCACUCCCGCUAGUGAGAACCAGGAAUGUGGACUAGGCGUUAUAUUCGCUAGCGAGUCCAGUUCCGGCAGGGAAAUAGCAGAAUGCGAAGAUGCCGGAGCCGGUGCAUGGCGGAUUAAAAGCCAACCCGUCGAACAGGACACCGCCAAGGGUACCAAACUGACUGUGAUGAUGGGUGGUCACUACUGGGACCAUUUUAGACCCGGCGACUAUCCAGACCAUGAAACUGCCAUCAGUAUGGCAUGCAACAUGCUCAAGCGGCAUCUUGGUAUCACAGAUAAACCUGCUAUUGCGCGAGCCCGACUGCAACAGGAUGCCAUCCCUCAAUAUACUGUGGGUCACCUGGACCGCAUGUAUGAGCUGUCCAGGACGGUCAAGCGUGAUUUCGAUCAGAGACUUGUCCUUACUGGAAAUUGGUACAACGGAGUCGGUGUCGGGGACUGUAUCAAACAGGGCAUAAUGGCUGCAACAUAUGGUGUCGGGUACAAACUUCCACCUAGGAUGACUGAAUUUGCUCACACAGAUCAGGAUUAUCAUUUGGCAUUUGACUGCGAGAACUGGGACAUGCAAGGUGGUAUACCAACAGCGCCAAUCCGAAUCGUGGACGUGCAACCCCGCUAA
Molecule: messenger RNA, 1887 nt
Organism: Penicillium manginii
Lineage: Eukaryota; Fungi; Ascomycota; Eurotiomycetes; Eurotiales; Aspergillaceae
Gene: hem14
Product: oxygen-dependent protoporphyrinogen oxidase
Exons: 3
Coding region: 1-1887 (628 amino acids)
Biological process (GO): heme biosynthetic process
Cellular component (GO): mitochondrial inner membrane
Molecular function (GO): protoporphyrinogen oxidase activity, oxygen as acceptor
Source: RefSeq, a predicted model, not a curated record